AUGGGGGAUCCUUCGAUGCCGACGGUGGAGAGUAUAUCCCUACGAAGAAAUUCUAUCCGCCAUGGCAAGAAGCAAUCAUAUACUGCAUCUUCUUUGUCAUCCUUUCGUCAGUUACGUGAGCUCACCGAUGGGGGCAAAGAAGUAGUUCUCGAUGGACAAUCCUUGGAUCUAAGCUCUGUAUUUGCUGUUGCUCACAAUGGACUUGCUGCGACGAUCACAGACGAUAAGAAUGUGUUAGGUCGAAUGCACCACAGUGUAGAUCUACUUGGCCAAAAACUGGCAAAAGGCGAAGUCAUAUAUGGUGUCAAUACUGGGUUCGGAGGUAGCGCAGAUACACGAACUCAGGACUACGCGACACUACAGAAGGCAUUGAUUCAACAUCACAAUGCAGCGAUACUACUCCCAAGCGAUCGCGGCCUCGGGAGUCCUGUGUCUAGCUUACAUCACUUGAAAAGCCAUUGCAUGCCAGUUCCGAUAGUUCGAGCAGCCAUGCUCACGCGUUGUAAUUCACUCUUACGAGGCCAUUCAGCCGUUCGGGUCCAGGUUGUCGAGCAUAUCCUCACUCUACUUGCUCAUGGGUUGACUCCGGUGGUACCAUUACGUGGUAGCAUAUCGGCUUCCGGAGACCUGACCCCGCUUGCCUACAUCGCGGGUGCAUUGGAGGGCAAUCCAGAUAUUUCGAUGCAUAACGCUGCUGGCGAUCAGAUCAUACCUGCCGAUGAAGCAUUGCAGUUGGCAGGACUCGUGCCAUUGAAUUUCGGUCCCAAGGAGGGACUUGGUCUGCUAAACGGCACUGCUUUCAGCGGUGGCGCGGCCAGUCUUGUCCUCUUCGAAGCCAAUAAGCUUGUUCUACUUUCCCAGGUACUCACAGCCAUGGGCACCGAAGCUCUACUUGGCACCAGAUACAACUACCAUCCAUUCAUAGCCGAUGCUCGGCCUCAUGACGGCCAACGGGAGGCGGCAGCCAAUAUCUUCAAGAUACUGACUGACUCUAAGUUGGCGAAGAAUCCCACUGAAGGAGGUGAGACCGCCAACCACGGCGGGCUGGCACAGGAUCGAUACGCCCUGCGAACGUCAACCCAAUGGAUUGGACCCCAGAUUGAGAAUAUGGCAUUAUCCCUGAAGCAGGUGGUAUGUGAACUCAACUCCACAACGGACAACCCGCUCCUGGAUCCAGAGGAAGCCCAGAUCCAUCACGGAGGCAACUUCCAGGCAGCAUCAGUCACGUCCGCCAUGGAAAAGACCAUGGGUGCGAUGCAGAUGCUGGGCAAGAUGAUCUUCUCCCAGUGCUCUGAGAUUAUCAAUCCAAACUUGAGUCGGGGUCUUCCUCCCAAUCUCAGUGUCGACGAUCCUAGUUUAUCGUUUGCGUUCAAGGGGGUGGACAUCAAUAUGGCGUCGUAUAUGUCUGAACUAGCCUAUCUGAAUCACCCCGUCAGUAACCAUGUUCAGUCAGCGGAGAUGCACAAUCAGGGUCUGAACUCGCUAGCCUUCAUCGCUUGUCGCUAUGCGGGGGAUGCCGUGGAAGUUCUGUCGCUGAUGGCCGCCACAUACUUGUACGUACUUUGCCAGGCACUGGAUCUGCGGGCGCUCCAUUUGGAAUUCGUGAAAGAUGCACGGGCUCAGGUCGACGAUAUCACAGCUGAGCUUUACUCAUCAACGUUUGGUGCUCGCUUACCGGCAGUGCAAAACAAACUCUGGGAAGAACUGAUGAAUCACUGGUCACGAACGAGCACAAGUGAUCUCGCGGAGCGAUGCCAGUCAACCACGAGCUAUUCCGUAGGAGUCCUCUUGAGCUCCUUGGCGGCAGAGAGUAAUCCCGAAAAUUCUUCGAUGACCGACGUCCGAGCAGCCCAGCAUUGGCAAACUCGAGUAUGCGCCGUGUUAAAAUGGAGCUAUCGGACGACGCGGGAGACUUUUCUCACAAGGCAGACAACCAAGUCGUAUCUCUGCAGUGCUUCACGAAGUUUCUACACCUUUGUCCGGGAGAAACUUGCCGUGCCAAUGCACCGAGGUAUCGCCGACCACCCUACCUAUGAUUCGGCGGAGCGUCGCAAGAAAGGGUGUAUUGGAACACAAAUUAGCAAAGUGUACGCCGCUCUUCGAAGGGGUGAAUUCCAAGAUGUUCUGCUCAGUUGUUGGUAA
Aspergillus oryzae RIB40 is the source of this 2142-nucleotide messenger RNA. RefSeq lists its product as uncharacterized. Gene Ontology annotation, biological process: L-phenylalanine catabolic process. Gene Ontology annotation, cellular component: cytoplasm. The transcript is spliced from 2 exons. The record is from RefSeq and is a predicted model, not a curated record. NCBI's taxonomy places the organism in Eukaryota, Fungi, Ascomycota, Eurotiomycetes, Eurotiales, Aspergillaceae. Gene Ontology annotation, molecular function: ammonia-lyase activity. The coding region runs from base 1 to 2142 and encodes 713 amino acids.